AAUUUGCAACCAUUUGGUGUCUAUUAUUGUAUUCGUUGUGAAUGUGUAUCUGUACAAAGAAAGAGUCGGGUUGUGGCCAAAGUCAGGUGCAAAAACUUGAAGAAUGACUGCCCGAAGCCUACAUGUGAUGAUCCGGUGCUUCUGCCCGAAAGAUGUUGUAAGACAUGUCCCGGAGAUGAAGAAUUUCCAGAAUUCACAGAAUCUUCCGCCAAAUUGGAGACAAAUAAGACAUUAACAGUGGAGCAGCCGUUGAAUCAGACAAAUAGUGAGCCACCAGUAGAUGAGACGACACCGAAGGCGCCGGCCGUUGGCACGGAAGAGGACGGCGUGCAGAAGAAGUUCAUUAACGACGAGAACCAACAAAACAAUUUGAUUGGAGAGCCGACCCAUAAGUGCUAUUAUGAGGCGAAG
Molecule: messenger RNA, 411 nt
Organism: Oppiella nova
Lineage: Eukaryota; Metazoa; Arthropoda; Arachnida; Sarcoptiformes; Oppiidae
Source: the annotation of a GenBank genome assembly